AUGUCUCACACCAACAGCACGGCAUACUGGACAUUGGUCAUUCUGACUGAGCAACCAUUUCUCACUCAUGGAUAUUUCGAGUUCACUCUAUGUCCGGAAAUCCAAAGUGAAGCACGAAGGAUAUGUGUUGAAGCAUCAUUCAAGAUCCGAGCCCUCAUUGAAGCGUACAAAAAGGCAUUUACGCUUAGACGCGCGCAGUACGGGAUUUCAUACGCGAUGUACAGCGCAGUCCUUGUUCUGCUCCAGCACGCAGAUCAAGAGUGUGACGCCUAUAUUGAAGCUAUACGAUUUUUCUGGUUUGCAUUGCUAGAAUACCAAAGGGGAUGCGGCCAUGGAUUGAAAGGACCGUUGAGGUUACUCAAAUCACUCAUGCGUCGGGUUGAAAAGGUGGUACAGCGCAUCGAUAUCGAUCACCCAGGUGCUACUGAUUGGCCAUCGGGCAGUGAUAUCCCGUCUGAUAUGGAGACCAAUCCCUGGACGGAGACUUUCGGGCAGGGGGAUGCUUGGAGUGGAUCCUGGCUCAACACAGAAAAUGACGAUUUGUUCUUUUCCGACGACACUAUAUUCGGUUCCUUCACACAAGAAUGA
Aspergillus welwitschiae is the source of this 588-nucleotide messenger RNA. Its product is annotated as fungal specific transcription factor domain-containing protein. NCBI's taxonomy places the organism in Eukaryota, Fungi, Ascomycota, Eurotiomycetes, Eurotiales, Aspergillaceae. The record is from RefSeq and is a predicted model, not a curated record. The transcript is spliced from 2 exons. The coding region runs from base 1 to 588 and encodes 195 amino acids.